AUGGCGCUAAAUCGCAUCAAUGGGCGCGAAGAUCUCUUCGUAGGAGGCAUCUUCGGUGUCAGCCGCGCCCGCUUAAUCGAAGAACACAAGAUCACGCACAUCCUAUCCGUCAUCAACUACACCCUCCCUGCCGACCCCGCGUUUCGCAAUGUCCAACAUCUUAGCAUCGACAUCGACGACGUGGAGGAGGCCGAUAUUUUGGUUCAUUUCCCCAAGAUGGUCCGCUUCAUUGAGCGCGGGUUCGCGAGCGCAAAGAUCAACGGCGACGACGAGGCAGCGCAGGACUCCGAAGCCAUAACCGCCGUGCCACCCACCGCCACCAUAACAUCACAACAACAAACAAAACCCGGCGCCGUCCUAGUCCACUGCGCCAUGGGCAAGUCCCGCUCUGUCUCCGCCAUCGUCGCCUACCUCCUUUGGAAACACCCGCACCGCUUCGGGCGGUCCGACCCGUCCACGCCCGCGCGCCGCGCCGUCACGCAGGCCAUCAACUGGGUGCGACAGACACGACCUAUCGCCGAGCCCAACGACGGGUUCAUGGAGCAGCUAGAGCUAUGGUGGACCAUGGGCUGUCCUCUCGAAUCAGGCGACGACGCGGUCGAGAACCACCCUGCCUACCAGCGAUGGUUGUACAAGCGCGAGGUGGAGGACGCAACGAGGAUUGGCCGGGUGCCGGAUUGGAUCCGGUUCGAGGAUGAGGAGGCUGCUAAGCUUGCUGCUGCUGAGAACAACAGCUCCAAAGAGGCGGAGGCGGGGGCCGGUGCGGCGUCACUAAGUCUGAGAUGCAAAAAGUGUCGAAGAACACUGGCGACGAAGCCGUUUAUUGUCCCGCACCAAGGGAAAGGAAAUAAAGAAAGGGACUGCGGACAUUACUUUGUCGAAGCCCUGUCGUGGAUGCGCCCGACGCUGGAGCAGGGUGAGCUGGAGGGCAGAUUAACGUGUCCGAACCAAAAGUGUCUGGCGUCCGUGGGGAGGUACACGUGGCAAGGGUUUAGAUGUAGCUGUGGCGACUGGAUCGCGCCCGCGUUCUCGCUGCAGAAGAGCAAAGUGGACGAGGCGACGUCGGCGCCGCAUCCAGGUGGUGGUAGAGGGCCUGGCGGCGGCGGCGGCGGUGGGGCAGCUGCCGUGGCGGCGAGGAUGGCGGCGUUGGGGAUUAGGAUGCCGCCUGGUGGUUUGGGUGGACAAAGAGUAGCUGGGGAUGGUGCAGGGACUGCGGGUGGGCCUAAGGAGAACCUAUGA
Molecule: messenger RNA, 1239 nt
Organism: Neurospora tetrasperma FGSC 2508
Lineage: Eukaryota; Fungi; Ascomycota; Sordariomycetes; Sordariales; Sordariaceae
Exons: 3
Coding region: 1-1239 (412 amino acids)
Biological process (GO): protein dephosphorylation
Cellular component (GO): nucleus
Molecular function (GO): protein tyrosine/serine/threonine phosphatase activity
Source: RefSeq, a predicted model, not a curated record